Medioppia subpectinata is the source of this 435-nucleotide messenger RNA. The record is from the annotation of a GenBank genome assembly. Lineage: Eukaryota; Metazoa; Arthropoda; Arachnida; Sarcoptiformes; Oppiidae.
CCGAACGCACACAAAGAAACGCAAACCGAUCUCAAAGAUAUUGAUCCGAAAGCCAGUGAUCGCAAUAAAUCUGCCUCUAAUAACGUGUCUGCAAACCACACCAUUCCCUCCAAGUCUUACAUUUCAAUGAUGUCUGAUGUGUCUGAAAGUGAGAAUCCGUCCAAAUCUGAUCUCAUCUCAAAUCAAAGCAACGAUUUUUCGCAUUUGUCCGACAAGACUAAGAACUCAUUCACUCGAUUACCGGCUUUAGUUAAGGGUUAUCUCACGCGAAGACUCAUGAAAACAGAGAAAGUAAUGCAAAAAAUCGAUACAAUCCGAGAGAUAACGCAACUGUUGGCGACCUAUCAUAACAUUCCCAUCAGAUCCCGGAAGAUCUCUCACGAAGACAUUAAUUUCCACAAACGUUUGAUAAUUCAAUUGCAGAACAGUUGCCGU